ACUUACAAUGAACAGGAUACGAAUCCAUGUUUUGCCAUCAAGUCGGAACCGAGUGACCCAAACACCUCGGCCCCAAGAGCCUCAAGUCUGCUCGUUCACCCAAAGACCAUGUUCUCAGCCUCGCCUGGAAGGCUUGGAGUUCUGCAUCAAGCACAUUUUGGAGGACAAGAGUGCUCCUUACAAGCAAUGCAGCUACGUCUCUGCCAAGAAUGGCAAGCGCUGUCCCAACGCUGCACCAAAAGUUGAGAGGAAAGAUGGAGUGACAUUCUGUGCAGAGCAUGCUCGCAGGAAUGCCAUGGCUCUCCGAGCUCAGAUGAGAAAGGCGGCCUCUGCUCCAUCCCCAGAGACACUGUUGUCUCAGCUUAGUGGGUACAGUCGUGCAGAGACACACAGCCUUGAUGAGAGUCGCUCUGAUACAAGUCGUAUUGUAGAUGAGGACAGCUUGAGUGAAGAGGAGCAGGGACCAAUGGUACUUGACCAGACGUGGAGAGGAGACCCCGACAGUGAACCAGAUAGUGUUGACAGUGAUCACGAAGAUCCUCUGAAACAUGCAGGAGUAUACACAGCAGAGGAGGUAGCUCUCAUCACCCGGGAAAAGCUGAUCAGGCUCCAAUCUCUCUAUAUUGAUCAGUUCAAACGCCUGCAGCACCUGCUGAAGGAGAAAAAGCGCAGAUACCUGCACAACCGCAAAGUGGAGCAUGAAACUCUGGGGAGCGGCCUGUUGACAGGUCCCGAGGGACUGUCUAUGAAGGAAAGGGAGAACCUGAAGAAGCUCAAAGCUCUGCGUCGAUACCGUCGACGGUAUGGCGUGGAAGCCCUUUUGCACCGGCAGCUGAGGGAGAGGAGACAGGCGGUGACUGAAGGAGCUCCUCAGCCCCUCUCGAGGACAGUCUUCGAGCAAUGCAUCUCAUUUGUGGAGGGAACCCGAUGUACCAAUACCUGCCUGCCUAUGACCCGACACUGUGUCUUCCACAUCUACCAGGACAGCAAUCAGGUGCUUUUCAAAAUAUGUCCAGGCCUGAAAGAUGUCCCCUGUGAUCGCACUGUGCACAUGGGUCAGUCUGACGAUCCUCGCUGUCCACUUCACCUCACCCUGCCUCCGCCCAUGUACCAGCCUGAGCAGGAAGCUCCACCACAGGACCAGCUCACCCUCGCAAGCAAAGACAUGUAUCUGAGUGCAGCAGAGCUUCAGCCCACAGAGAGCCUUCCCUUAGAGUUCAGUGAUGACCUGGAUGUGGAAGGGGACGGCAUGCAGGGCCCUCCAUCACCUCUCCAGUUUGACACGGCCCUGGCCCUGGAGGACCAGACCAUCAGAGCCAUCGCUGAGGCCCCAAUGGACAUCCUUACUGGAGAUGAUCCAGACCUGGAAGCCUCAGAAAGAGAUGUGGAUGCCAUCAUGGAUGACCAGGUGGUAUCAUAGGUCAUUGGAGGUGAAGACGAUGCCACUGAUAAUUCACUCCAAGACAUCGAUUCUGCGACUGCUGAUGCUCCCAGAUGAACGGGCGCAACCCGCUGCAGUGCUAUCAACAAACAAACAAACAAACAAACAGGAGAACACUUUAUAAUGCAGCCUGUGAUAAUAGAGUCUAUGUUAAACUUUGCAUUAGGUAGCAUCACUUACUCUACUGGUAUUUAAAUGUUGUUCCCGUGAAAGAAAUCUGGACCUUUGGUAACAAGUUUCAGAGUACACAGGGAACUGGACUAAUGAACAACGUUAUUAUAGGAUUGAAUUACAAUGAGGGGAUAACCGUCACAAUAAGUUAAAACCCACAAACUAACCAUUAAUUUAAAAAAAAAAUUCACACAUUAACAAACACUGUUGGGUAAACUUGGAUAAAAUAACCUAUUUGACUAUUUGAGGUUGGACUGCGAAAGACUCAUCUCAAAACGUACCCUUGCACAGAGAGAGGAGCUUUGUCAUUCACACAGAUUUGAAGUGCCAUAGUAAUCAGUGAGUGUUCUAUUGGUACCUGAUAUUAUGUUAAACAAGGUUGUUAUCUGUGGAUUGUGUUACGAAGUGUUACUCACACAGAGACAGACUUCACCCUUCAGGAUACUUUGUCAUGUGGAUGUGGUUUUUUUUCCCAUGUUGAAUUGCCUUUCCACUGUUAUUUCCUCACCGUGUGACGCCUGUUACAAAAGGACAUGCUCAUCUACAAAUAAACCUUUCUGAGAUACUGA
Solea solea (common sole) is the source of this 2181-nucleotide messenger RNA. RefSeq names its product KAT8 regulatory NSL complex subunit 2 (gene kansl2). The record is from RefSeq and is a predicted model, not a curated record. The transcript is spliced from 9 exons. Bases 8 to 1420 code for a protein of 470 amino acids. NCBI's taxonomy places the organism in Eukaryota, Metazoa, Chordata, Actinopteri, Pleuronectiformes, Soleidae. Gene Ontology annotation, cellular component: NSL complex.